AUCACCGCCCACAGGCGGCGAUGGCCAAACGAUCGUUGUCCUGGCCAAGGUUUGAGGUUGUCAACAGUCCUGUGAGUACAGAUCGACACAGCGAGAGCCCGAGCAAUGCUGAAGCCCUUCCAUGUGGGUUGGAGCUUACCGCCAUGGUUCGAGACCAAACGACCCCAAUUGACUCUGGUGAGGGUGGACGCAACAUGGAUUCUAUGGACUUGCAAGGCGAGAGUCUAGAGCCUGCUGAUGAUGCUUAUGAAACUGCGUCAGAAUAUGAUUUCGUGCUGGUGCCUCAGACACCAAUAGUGGAGCCUGAGCCAGCUGGGGCCCAUAUUUCCCAAACCCACGAUGAGGUGCAGCCCGGGCGCAGUCAACCUGCUACGAGCAUCGGCUCGGAGGGACAUCUCCAACCUGCUGAAGCCAGUGAUUUUUCAUUUUUUCCACCUGUGCCAAUGGUGCUAGUCGCGCUACCUCAACCCAGCCCGGCAAUGCCAUGUCAAACGCCCAUGGCACGGCACGGUCCGAAUCAGAUGAUGUACCAGACAGUACCUCAAUAUCCUGCCCCUUGCUUGGGCUCCCCUGCUUCAACACCAGCUGCUCUUCAAUCAUUUCAAUCCACUUGCGGAUUAUCUCAGCCCUUCAGUGUGGGUGCUCUGUUUGCUUCUAACAACGACUACCCGUCCAUGGCCUUUCCAACUGCCACAGAGGGACUCUCAGGUCAGGUGUCCAACUCAACAACAGUGCCAACAAAGAAGGAUGCUUCGAAACCAAAGAUUUGCGGAAGCCAAGGUUCCCAGCCAGCCAGUGGAAGAACCAAUGCUUCCAGCAGCCAGCAGUCAACAACAGAUCCAAAGCGUGCAAAGGAGGGGGCUGGCGCAGACCCAAAGGGAACUGCUUGCAGUGAACGCCAGUCUGGCUCCGUGCCCCAACAGAAGAUGCGGGAAAAGCUCUUGUCCGGAUGUACAGACAACCUCAGCUUCCUGAUAAAGGCACCUGAUAGCCUGGCUGAACUUGAUCUAGUCAAAGGUUCUGGUUUCCGAAAAGAAGUCCAAACAUUCUUAAAUUUUUCAGCUGAUCGAGAGUUUUCGUGGAGUGCCCUCUCAGUGAUCAAGAUGCCUGCGUAUCAAAGCAGUGCCAACUACGGCAUCUCUGGCCACGACUCCAACAUUUUGGGUGUCGUUGCCAUCAAGUCGUCCGAUGGCUCCGGGAUGCCCCUGAGGAUUUCUGUUGGCAUUUGGCUGCACCAAGAGAAUUCGUGCUUGGAUCGACGGAUGAGGAAAGAUCCUCAUAUUCUUCGUCGUGUUAUCUCGCAAGUUGUGUUGCAGGUGUUUGGGGCAGAACCGCUGCACAGAGACCUUGACGUUCGAAGGAAUCGCUUCAAGUUGGAAGGAGUUGACAAGACAACUCCGAUGGAGGUGCAGAUUACAUGCAGCAAGAACGACGAAUCGCAGCCAGAAGCAGAUGUGAUUGAUCUCAAGGCUGCUUUGGACCCAGAUGGCUUUGAAUUGUUGAAGCAAAUCUUUAAGAGCAAAAACCUGAAACUGUCUGGACAAGAAGAAGAUUUUGUCGACUUUGCAAAGCUGGUUUCUAACCGGUUCAAGUCGCGCCCUCCGAUUCCAAAAUGUUUGCAGCCGACAAGGGACUCUACAGAUAGGUGGCUUCCAGGGGAUUUGCUGAAGUGCACCAUCUCUGAGCAGCUAACCGCCUCGCCUGAUCCGGAAUUUCGGAAAGAGUUAGAUGGCCACAUCGUUGUUUUGCUGCCCUCGCGUGACCCCGAAGGUAAAUUGCCAUUGAAGGAGGAUGAGGACGUGUUGGUGGCAGUUGUGGAUAUUCGACAACGCAAAACUUACCUCGUUCCUCGAAUUGCUUUGAAACCCCUUCAUAAGCGCACAGGACUCGAACAGUAUUUAGCGGACAAGUACAAGUUUGAGGUGCUGGUGUCAGGGACGUGGCAAGAGCCAAGGAGAGCCAGAUUGUGCAUGAAGGUGGUGGGGAGUGACACUUGCAUGGUCCAGUUCGAAGAUGGAUGUCAAGCCGAGCCCCAGGCUGUCGACCCAGAUGCUUUGAUGGACCCAAGAGACAAACUGCGAGGCAGACUGAAAGAAGGAGCGAAAGAAGGCAAAUUUGCACUUCAGGAAGUUGCCACUCUAGCGUCUUCUGAACAAAGAGUCAAAGAAUGAGCAAGUUUGCCUUAGCUGAACUUUAGCCUGGGACACUUCUCUGCGGAAACCUUUGUACAGUUCUCUGCGUUGGUCUCCUUGAGGCUCUUGCAGGCGGUUGAGCAUGCUGAACAGUCCGGAUGAUCUGAAAGGUCUGGCGUUGUCCGACAAAGUGUCCCUCAAGUGUGGCGGCUGGAUGAACCUUUCUUCGGUUUGAAGGCUGCUCGAGAUACUGGUGGAUACUGAAAAGAUGAGUCUGCAUUGCUAACC
Messenger RNA from Cladocopium goreaui, 2420 nucleotides. The record is from the annotation of a GenBank genome assembly. NCBI's taxonomy places the organism in Eukaryota, Dinophyceae, Suessiales, Symbiodiniaceae.